Bradysia coprophila is the source of this 4975-nucleotide messenger RNA. It is a transcript of the gene TfAP-2, whose product is annotated as transcription factor AP-2. Gene Ontology annotation, cellular component: nucleus. Gene Ontology annotation, molecular function: RNA polymerase II transcription regulatory region sequence-specific DNA binding; DNA-binding transcription factor activity, RNA polymerase II-specific. The record is from RefSeq and is a predicted model, not a curated record. Gene Ontology annotation, biological process: regulation of transcription by RNA polymerase II; anatomical structure development; regulation of cell population proliferation. NCBI's taxonomy places the organism in Eukaryota, Metazoa, Arthropoda, Insecta, Diptera, Sciaridae.
AAUCGGUCGAUUGCGCAGUGUGUACGGUGUGCGCGUUUUAUCGUUGUAAACAGAAAACUCUAUUUUCCCCAAAUUGGAAGAAAUAUAAGGCGCUUUGAUAAGUGUAUUCGGUGGUGUUUUCUUCGGUGAAAAGUUUUUUUUUGCUGCAAUGUUCGUAAUGUUGAAUGUUUUAUGAAAAGAGUAAAUAGCACACAGCAUAUACUCGGAAAAGUGAUCGAAAUCCUUACCAUAACUUUUUUUAAGGGUUAUAGAUUAUUUUCAUGAAUAAAAUUAAUGUUUCGGAAUGUUUAAAGUAUAUAAAAUCUGGUAAUUUUCUCACAACGUCGCGAAAUGUGAAAGCUUCCAAAGUUCACAAAGCUUCAGUAUUAAUAUAAUGGCUGUACUGAUAAAUGUGAUUCGGUAUUAAAUUAUCAUCUAGUUAAAAUCUAAUUUUUUUAAUUUUAAAUGACAAAUUUAAUUAGACAAAAACAAAGCCUUAAAAUGUGCCAAUACUUUAACUUAUAGUUCAAAUUUUAAAAGUUUUUUGAAGUGAAAUCGAUAACUUAAAAAAAACCGUUUUUCUUAUUUCGUAUGAUUACAUGUCCCAUUUCAUCAAAAUAGAAAAAAAUAAAAUCAAAAUCAUUGUUUGUGCCUGCUAAACCGAAACUAUGAAAAUGAUUUAUAAUUAAUUGGUUUUGUUUUGAAUGAAUGCGAACACACAUUAUCAACUGGAUCCGUUAAUUAUGUUUUAGUGCCUCUUACUUGAUAAAAAAAAGGAUAAGGAUAUACAAUCGAACAGUUCCAUUUCAUUCAGACGAGUGUCCCAUAUGAUAGCUAAAUAGUUACAUAAACAACUGAAAAGUGAUCAAUAAACUAAACUAGUUUGAAGAGUUGGUAGAUAGAAAAGUUUGAAUUAUAAUUCUAUAUUGAAAGUUGAAGCCAAAAAUUAAUAUUUGUUUUGCCUAAUAAACAAUAGAUUCAGCAACAAAUGCAUUUCUUUCAAAGGACUAAUCCGGAAUCGGAUCAAAAAUACAUAAUGGUAAGACGGCCUCAACUUUCACAAUUACCAGAUUGAUUGCUUAAAUUAAAAACUUUCAACCACAAUCGCCGAUAUUCGUGCUAUUCGAAUUCGAAUAGGAAAUUUACUACAAAAAUAAACCACAUUUUGUUCAGAAAUGACUUUCCGAUGUGUGCCAUCAUACGAUGCAAGUUCUCAAUGGGAGCGACUAACUAGUCACAGCGGAAUCGGUCUGUCUAGCGGCAAUCCGGCUUACACAUCCCACACUGGACAUGGCAACAGAGGCGGUCCCACUGGACACACAGGCCAUGGCGGAUCGCACGGACCGACACCGUCGAUGCAUCAUCAGUCGUUGCAGUCUGAUUUUCAACCACCAUAUUUUCCUCCACCGUUCCACCAUUCCGCUCAAAGCCCUCCGCAACAACAAAAUCACGGACCCUUGGAAUACUUAAGUAGCGAUCCGUACGGACAACCGUUAUCCUCACUGCAUCAUGCACCGUUGCAUCAUUACAAUCAAUUGGCAGGAUUGAGGCCGUCACAAGACCAAUUAGGUAUACAUCGAACGCAUCGGGAAGCUGAACUACAGGGGCAUGUUACCCAACUAUCACAUGGAUUCCCAUACUCAGACAGACGAAGUGAUUAUGGCGGAACGAUCGGUGUCGGAAGCGGCGGUCCUGGCAAUAGAUUACAUGAACAUGAUCCACUUGCACUACAUCAAGCGCUGCAGAGUUCUGUCGAUGAUGGACAAAAUACGGGAAUGGAUGAGAAUGCGAGUUUUAUGUCCGACUUACCUCUAUUGAAAACAAUGAAAAGUGGCAAAGAUCCGGGUAAUCUUGGAAUAGGAUCACCCAGUGACGUAUUUUGUUCCGUUCCCGGUCGUCUUAGCCUAUUAUCAAGUACAUCCAAGUAUAAGGUCACUGUAGCAGAAGUACAACGACGAUUAUCACCACCAGAAUGUUUGAAUGCGUCUCUUUUGGGCGGUGUUUUACGAAGAGCGAAAAGCAAGAAUGGUGGCCGUUUGUUGAGAGAAAAGUUGGAGAAAAUUGGUUUAAAUCUUCCAGCUGGAAGACGUAAAGCGGCAAAUGUGACUCUAUUAACGUCCUUAGUGGAAGGUGAAGCAAUUCACUUAGCCAGAGAUUUCGGAUAUAUUUGUGAAACGGAAUUUCCAUCACGACAAGUAGCUGAGUACUUGUUGCGACAACACACCGAACCCCAAGAAUCGUAUAGAAGGAAAGAACUACUAUUAAAUACUAAACAGGUAACGAAAGAACUGAUGGAUCUACUCAAUCAAGACCGAACGCCUUUAUGCAAUACGAGGCCUCCACAAAUAUUGGAUCCAUCAAUGCAACGACAUUUAACCCAUUUCUCAUUAAUUUCGCACGGCUUUGGAUCGCCAGCUAUAGUAGCGGCUUUAACGGCAAUUCAGAAUUUUCUAAAUGAAUCACUCAAGUAUUUGGACAAAAUGUACCCGACCAAUGGCGGAAUGGUUUCAUCUUCCAUCGACAAAACUAAAAUGGACAACGACAAAAAGUGAUAAUUACUGAAGUGGUCAACUUUCAAUAGAAAAUAUUGAAGUUUGAAUUUUCUGCUUAAAACAAAAAGGAUUUUUAAAAGAAAAAUAAUUUCAAAACGAAUACAAAAUUGUUAUGUGAUGAUGCAGAGUCAAUACAUUUCCGUGUUAGUUUUCCGUCAACAAUUAUCUAAAUAAACAAUUCAUUUUACUUCAUCGUGCCAAUCAAUUUUCCGAACUGGUGAUGACAACAAAACGAAUUGUAUUCGAACUCUGUAGAAAUUAUAAAAUAUUUUGUGAUAAUAAAUAGUAUUGUUUGUAGUAAUUUAUUGAAUAAUAUUUAGAAUUUGAAUUCAAACAGAAAUAACGUAAAAUACUCGUAAAAACAAAGUGAAGUGGCAAAAAACGUUGAAAAUGGCAAAUUAUUUUCUUGAUUGCUUGUGAAGGGGAACCAAACGGAUUGGGAAGCGGUAAUUUUUUAGAAAAUUAAAUUUUGGUGGGUUUCGUCUCUUUCUUUCGUUAGUUGUUCCACAUGUAUUCCACCACUCAGAAAUAGCGCUUGUCUUUACGUUUCUUCAAUUCCACACACACGAGUGAGUAAAAUGACUCUCUUUACGAUUCUUUUCGAACAAUCGAACUCUGAUUUAACUUUCACUGACGGCUUUUUCAUCUGUUAACGAUACUGACGAUAAGCCAUGUGCUAUGGCUAGUGCCCUCUUAUAUACUUAUAGUAGAAUUUGUGUCAAAACUAACGAAGUAAAAGAUUUGGUUUUGUUGAAAAUUCGUUAAUUUAAAGAAGUAGUAGAUUCAAUAUCAGUGAUAAAUGCUUGCCGUCUGUGAAAGAUUGACAUAAUCAAAUUUUAGUUUUUUUAUGUACAAAUAGCAAGAAUGUCUAUGUACAUAGUCUGUUUUACAUUUGAACUGAUUUGACAUGAUGGAAUAAUGUUACAACUCAAAUUGAAGUCCUGCAAAAUUCACUGGAAGAUGAUAUGCUCUAGCAAGUCUGAGAUUUUUAUUGCAUUUUUUAGGCUACCAGGUCGAGUUUUAGGUCAGAUUCGUCCUGAUUACCAAAUUUGGGUUCAGAUCUGCUUCAGAUCCGACUAAGAAACGAUUUUUAACAGAUUUGACUACCUAGAUUCACUAAAUCUCGCAGAUAUUUGAUUUUCAAACGCAGAUUGCACAAAAUUCCUAAAUUUUAUUUGCUUUUUAUUAAAAGAAUUAAUAAGGACCUUUCCGUCUCUGCCGGUAUUCCGUUCAUUCAUAAAUUACGUAAUACUUUUUCAGUGCUGUCAUCAAAUUUAAUUUUGAUGCCAGCACUGAUAAACCGUUAAGUAAUUAAUUAAUGUGGGUCGUUCCAUAGUGAAACAAAUUAAAUUGAGCUUUCAGUUAGAAAGAGGAGAGCGUUCUAUGAGACAGUUUAUAGGAAUAUGUUUUAAAUAGGACAUAAUGGACCUGAGUGAAACAAUUAAUUCUGUAUAAGUCCUCACUGACAGGUCAGCUUCCGAACCUUCUAGUUUUUAGAAAAGAAAUGUCCACUCACAUUUUCCAAUCACAACAUUUUCCUUUACAAUAUUUCGUUCACUCAAAUAUUUAAAGAUAACAAAUAAGAUUAAUCCACAAAUUCUUGCCAAUUCAUUGUAUUCGUAAAAUUUAAAGAAAAACGAUAAAAAAAUUAAAAAUAUUUUCAAAAGAUAAAAUUAUGUACAAAUUCGAUUGUGCCAAAAUUGGAGAUGGUACAAGAAAAAUGUUAUUAUUGCCAUAAAGAAAUAAUUAAUUGUAAUUUAAAUGUAAAAAAAUAGAUUAUUUUUAAGACUUCCAGCUCCUUCUAUAAAAUUUAAACAAAACAAAAAACGAUAAAGAAAGCAAAAAAAAGAACAAUUCUCAUAUCCUCUACAUGUGCCAAAUAGUAUGAAAUGAUGUGUUUUUUUAUACAAAACAUAUUUAUUCGAAACAACAUACUUUUAGAAGAGUAAUACAAAAGAAAGAGAGUAAAAAAACGUAAUAAUUUUAGUUCCCAUUAAUCAUUUUAUGACGAUCAUUUACAAAAUCUUAUUUGUCGUUUCAUUAACAAAGAAAUUUCUGUCAUCAUUAGUAUAAUUACAUAGAAACAGAAAGCAUUCCAAAGGUAGACUUCUUUUUUUAUAUUUAUUUUGUUUUUUAUAUUUCAAAUCAAUAACAACCAAAUCAACUGACCAAUCACCUUAACAAAACGAUUAUAAAAGAGCUAAAUGGAUCUUUCGCAAUGAACAUACACUUUAUGUAUAUUUAAAUGGAAUAAUAUCGAGAGGCUCAUAAUACUUAAAUAAACAUUUAACUUUAUAUUCGGUUACAAAAAUCUUCAUAUAUUUUGUUAAGUUAAAAUUUAGUCGCAAAAAAAGCAACAACAACAACAAACUAUAAAUAAUAAAUUUUAUGCCAUUAUCUACUCUCAUCACUCAACCAAUUUCUUACUACUUUGCCAUUUAAAA